Messenger RNA from Cinara cedri, 162 nucleotides. Lineage: Eukaryota; Metazoa; Arthropoda; Insecta; Hemiptera; Aphididae. The record is from the annotation of a GenBank genome assembly.
AUGGACCAAUCGCACAAACAGGGAUACGAGUAUAUAUCGUACUGGCGUAAAUCACGGGGUCAUGUGAUGAAUACGGUGGUCCAGGAAUACUCUGCUAAAAGACUCUGCGGGAAAGACUGCAGUUUAGCCGCGAACGCUAGCCGAACAGUCGACGGAGAAUAA